AGUGCGCCAGCGAGGUCCGAGGGGUCGGAGGCCCAGGGAGCGGAGGCCCGAGGAGAGGAGGUCCGGAGGGUGAAGGUCCGGAGGGUGAAGGUCCCGGAGCUUGGAGGCCCCAGGGCUCGGAGGCCCCAGCCUCAGCACCUCAGGUCCCAGCAGAGCCUCAACGCCCGCCGCCUCCUGUCCCAAAAAAACCAAACAAACAGACAAACAAACAAAACCCUCACCCGCCCAGCCCCAGCAUGAAAGCCAUCAGCCCGGUGAGGUCCGUCAGGAGCUGCUACGAGGCCGUGUGCUGCCUCUCGGAGCAGAGCCUGGCCAUCGCCCGCAGCAGCAGCAACAAGAGCCCGGCGCUGGAGGAGCCCAUGAGCCUCCUGUACGACAUGAACGACUGCUACUCCAAGCUGCGGGAGCUGGUGCCGGGCAUCCCGCAGGGCACCAAGAUGAGCCAGGUGGAGAUCCUCCAGCACGUCAUCGACUACAUCUUCGACCUGCAGAUCGUGCUGGAGGAGGAGGCCAAGGGGCGCGACCCGUCCUCGGAGGCCACCCUGCUGUCCCUCAAGGCGGCCGAGCUGGCCUCCGAGCUCUGCUCCAAAGACGAGAGCGCGCUGUGCCACUAACGCCUCCUCCAGCAGUGCCAAUUAGCAAACACGCAGCGAGUGUCGGUUCCUGAUUCGUUAUCGGCCGGAGGUAAAUAGCAGCUUCCUGCGCGGCGCCAGGCUGUCUGCGACCUGCCGCGGCCCCCCCGGAGCCCCCCCCAGGCCACCACGGGGGGCCACCCAGCUGCACCCAAGCACCCUUGGGCUCCUCCAUCGCCCGGAGAAAAAAAAAUUUAAAAAAGACCCCAGGUGCAUCGCCCCCCCCCCAAAAAAAGACCCCAGGCGAGGGGAGAGGCGGCUGCUGCCCCCCCUUGUCCCCCCCCCGCGACCAGGAGCUGCCUCCUCGGCGAGUUUUCGAGCGGCGUUCCCAAAAUCCCGGCUUCUUUAGGACUUUUUCAGCCCGCUUUGUAAACGAGACACUUUGUACCGAUAGACUGGUGAAGAUGCGGUGGUUGUCUGUAUAUUUUUGGAUUAUAGCGAUCGAGCCCUGUUUAAAGGCGUUUAAUAGGGGGAUAGAGGGGGGGUUUUUUUGGGGAGGGGGGGGGGUCCUCGAAUACGAACCAAACUCUCUGGGGCCACGGCCUCGUGUAUUGUGGAGCUCUAUACUAGAGUAUAACGUUUGUACCUUUUGUGCAGGAAGGUGAAAUUUCUGCGAACAUGCCUUGUACUUGCUUUAUAAACUUUUUAUAAAAGUUACCGUUUUUACGUAAUAAA
Molecule: messenger RNA, 1307 nt
Organism: Cygnus atratus (black swan)
Lineage: Eukaryota; Metazoa; Chordata; Aves; Anseriformes; Anatidae
Gene: ID3
Product: inhibitor of DNA binding 3
Exons: 3
Coding region: 237-614 (125 amino acids)
Biological process (GO): negative regulation of transcription by RNA polymerase II; circadian regulation of gene expression; cell differentiation
Cellular component (GO): nucleus; cytoplasm
Molecular function (GO): transcription regulator activity; protein dimerization activity
Source: RefSeq, a predicted model, not a curated record